This is a messenger RNA of Tarenaya hassleriana, 1418 nucleotides long. RefSeq lists its product as uncharacterized. The transcript has 4 exons. The record is from RefSeq and is a predicted model, not a curated record. NCBI's taxonomy places the organism in Eukaryota, Viridiplantae, Streptophyta, Magnoliopsida, Brassicales, Cleomaceae. The coding region runs from base 604 to 1098 and encodes 164 amino acids.
AAUAUUAGAGAGAAGGGACCGAACCAAUCCCGUAUCUGUUUUCUCGCCACACACUUUCACGCUCUUAUCUCACCCUCCUCCUCCUCCUUCCUCUUCCUCUUCUUCUUCUUCUUCUUCUUCUUCUUCUUCUUCUACAUUAAUACCCACAAAAAAAAAACAUCUUCUCAUGCUUCAGAUCUGAAUUAACAUUCUUUCUCCCUUCAAGAUCGGAUUUUUUUUCCUUUGUUAGCUUUUUUAUCGCCAUAGCUCACCUUGCAUUUGAAGCUGUACAGUUAACCUUAAGAUCUGGAAUCUGAUUUCAGUCCUCUGUUUCAGAGAGUUGUAAUAACCCUCCCUGACCUGUCCAGGCUUUCUCCUUAAGAAAUUGUCGGAUCCGAAGGAGAAGUUUUGUAAUGAUCCUCGAAAAUAUCCCUACUUUUUUUUGUCCUAUUUCGCUUCCUCCGCCGAGGCGUUUCGUUUCAGGGAACAGACCACUAUUCAAAAUUUGCAGAUCUGUUGCCCAUUUCUUCAAAUUAUGAAAUUAAUCCAUUUUUUAAUCCAUGGAUCGUGAUGAACAGGUAAUAAUUUUUUUCGAGUUAUUUAUUCAAAAGAGAACGGAGAGAGAUGAACCACUGGGCCGUACAACCAAACGCGUUCGCGACAGGGGAGGGCAUGAGGAGCUCCGUUACGGUUCUGGAGCGGGACCAGACCGUUAUCUGUCCGAAGCCACGCCGUGUCGGUCUCGUCCGUAACUCCACCGCCUUGCCCGACCAUCCUGUUCGAUCUCUGAGAUGUCACUUCAGCCACCAGCUGGAGCUAUGUGAACCAAAACCAGAAAUCGAUAUAUUGGAUUUCAUCCUGAAAAAGGAAGAUGGAUUUGGCGAAGAAGGAGAAGUUCAUGCGAAAGUGUUAGAAUCGUCGGCGUCCCCUUUUAUCUGCGGAUCGCCGCCGAGCAGAGUGGCUAACCCCCUAACACGAGAUGCUCGUUUCGGAGACGGCAUCGAUAUUAAAACGGUGUCGUCUCGCAGCAGCUAUGGGAGCAGACCCUCCGUUAGGAUCGAAGGGUUCGAUUGCCUCGACAGGGACAGCAGGAACUGCAGUGUCCCCGCCUUGGCUUAAGGCAGUUGACAUAGCCUGAGUGAGCGAGGUCUCGUUGAGGAAUUUCAGAGUGUAAAUAUGUUAUUUUUUACGGGCGGUAAGUUUUUUUUAAGGAAAUGGAAUUUUGUCGAAGUGAGAAAUAAAAAAAAAAGGUCGGUUAGAUUUAGAUCCAAUAUUCUAUUAGGUGGGUUUUGGUGAUCGAGAGAUCUUUUGUAUGAUAUUUUGUAAGUAAAAAAAAAAACAAGUGUUUGGUCGAAUGAGAGCUAAUACUUUUGUUACAUAUAUUUUUUUGUUAUUUUAUGGUAAUAAUAUGUAUCCAAAAGAAUAUGUUACAAGUGUUU